Molecule: messenger RNA, 1841 nt
Organism: Asparagus officinalis (garden asparagus)
Lineage: Eukaryota; Viridiplantae; Streptophyta; Magnoliopsida; Asparagales; Asparagaceae
Product: ribulose bisphosphate carboxylase/oxygenase activase 2, chloroplastic-like
Exons: 7
Coding region: 189-1508 (439 amino acids)
Cellular component (GO): chloroplast stroma; thylakoid
Molecular function (GO): ATP hydrolysis activity; ribulose-1,5-bisphosphate carboxylase/oxygenase activator activity; ATP binding
Source: RefSeq, a predicted model, not a curated record
ACAGGUUCCCCAGCAACACAGGAGCCGGUGUGAGCUCUUUUCGCUGCCACACUUCAGACCGAGAGCUCUCCUUAUAUAAUCCUACCAUCAUUAAGCCCCUCUCAUUUGCAGCAGCUCAGGCGUUUCCUCCACCGCGUCACCCUCCUCAUCGAUCUUCUUCCUCCUCCUCCGAUCUCCGUCCACCGCAGAUGGCCACCGCCGUGUCGACUGUCGGGGCCGUCAACAGAGUGCCGCUGAUCAACGGUUCGAGCCCAGGAGCCGCGGUCCCAACCUCGGCGUUCUUCGGGAGCAGCCUGAAGAAGGUGAAUGUGAGCAUCCACGGGAGAGCGGCCGCCUCGGCGCCGGGGAGCUUCAGGGUCGUGGCCGCCGACCUCGACGAGUCGAAGCAGACCGCCCAGGACCGGUGGGGUGGGCUGGUGACCGAUAUCUCCGACGACCAGCAGGACAUCACGAGAGGGAAGGGGACGGUUGACCCCCUCUUCCAGGCCCCCACGGGCGACGGGACUCAUGAGGCCGUCAUGAGCUCUUACGAGUACCUCAGCCAAGGCCUUCGCGAGUACGGCAUGGACAACACGUUGGAUGGCUUGUACAUCGCUCCUGCUUUCAUGGACAAGCUUGUUGUUCACAUCACCAAGAACUUCAUGAACUUGCCUAACAUCAAGAUUCCCCUUAUUUUGGGUGUUUGGGGAGGCAAAGGUCAGGGAAAAUCUUUCCAGUGUGAGCUCGUCUUCCGUAAGAUGGGAAUCAACCCUAUCAUGAUGAGCGCUGGAGAACUUGAGAGUGGGAAUGCAGGAGAACCUGCAAAGCUUAUCAGGCAAAGAUACCGUGAGGCGGCGGAUAUCAUCGCCAAGGGCAAAAUGUGCUGCCUCUUCAUCAAUGAUCUUGAUGCAGGAGCAGGAAGAAUGGGAGGCACCACCCAGUACACUGUAAACAACCAGAUGGUUAAUGCCACCCUCAUGAACAUUGCCGAUAACCCAACCAACGUCCAGCUCCCCGGGAUGUACAACAAACAGGAGAAUGCCCGCGUCCCGAUUAUUGUUACAGGAAACGAUUUCUCCACUCUCUACGCUCCUCUCAUCCGUGAUGGGCGUAUGGAGAAGUUCUACUGGGCUCCGACAAGGGAGGACAGGAUUGGUGUCUGCAAAGGUAUCUUUAGGGCUGACAAUGUUCCUGACGAAGACAUUGUCAAACUGGUCGAUACAUUCCCAGGACAAUCUAUUGAUUUCUUCGGUGCCCUCAGGGCUAGGGUUUACGAUGACGAAGUUAGGAAAUGGGUUUCUGACAUUGGAGUUGAAAAGGUCGGGAAGAGGCUUGUUAACUCACUUGAAGGCCCACCCACCUUCGAACAGCCUAAAAUGACCGUGGAGAAGCUGUUGCAGUACGGUAACAUGCUGGUCAUGGAACAGGAGAAUGUGAAGAGGGUGCAGCUUGCUGACAAGUACUUGGCUGAGUCUUCACUUGGAGAGGCCAAUGAAGAUGCAAUUAAGACUGGGAAUUUCUACGGUUAGCACUUCACUUUGAGGGCAAGCAGCUCAGCAUGUUAGAAUUACUGUUCCUGAAGGUUGUACUGAUCCAUCUGCUGCAAACUAUGAUCCGACGGCCAGGAGCGAUGAUGGAAGCUGCGCAUACAAGUUCUAAGGCUGUUGUCUAGUGUUAUAGUUAGGUUGAGGGCGAGGGAGGUAUAUUUUUCUGUUGCAAGGGGGGGAUUUCUAUAUGCAUCUGCUUGUGUCUGAACCUUGAAUUGUUUCCUUUUUCUUUUAUAUUCUCUAUCUGUCAUGAAUUGUGGACUCUAUUAAACAUGUUUGUGUCAAAUAAACAUAGUUAUUGAGGCCUUGUCUACA